GUGUGGAUGAGAUGGAUUCAUUGGACGGCCGCAAACAUCACCGGUUCGCAAGCCUAUAAAUAGGAGCCCACCGAUAGCCGAAGUUGUGUCGUCCACCAGCACACUCUUAUAAACCCAUCUAAAAUAGCGUACAUCCAGAAAAAAAACUUGAAAAACCUCAUCCUUAAAAUGAAAGCUUCUACCACUGCCAUCCUUCUAGUCGCCUUUGCGCUCUCUGGCGUGAUGGGUGCUAAGGCUCCUAAAAGUCCCAUGACUCCUAAAAGUCCUACGACUCCUGCAGUUGACCCUCACUCGGCAUGUUACAAUUACUUCUUGAAGAAAGACCUGUGUGUUCAUGCUUCCCAAGACCCAGCCCAUAGAUGUAAAGGGGACACGGCCUCCCAUGCAUUAGAAGGAGCCCGGCUGAUGACUGUCCAGACUGGAUUGGAGCGCCGAUACGAUAACAACAGGCCGGUUGGGGUCGUCCAGAAGGCCAAGUUAGCUUGGAGUUGUGAAAGACCUAAGAAUCCUGAUGCUUCCUGGAAAUAUGGUGUAUGCGUCUGGGCCGGGGCUGGCAGUGCGAAGACUAGCACCGGUUGGCUCGACGAGAACAACAAAUCUAACUGUGGAAAACAAGUUUAUAUCCAACGACGAAAUGACAUUAACAAUCCCAAGUAUGCCAGAAUUAUCGGUGGCUGUGAUUUUGGAGGAGUGGAUCCGAGUGUAGGAUGCUUCAACGUUGCACUUGACCAAAACUUGUUUGACGCAUUCAAUCCGACUGCUGCCGAAAAGAAUUCGCAAAGCAUAGCCGACAUCACUUGGGACUUCAACGCCCUUGGAGGAAACAAACCCAACCCAGACGGUGCAAACUGAGCAAGAUGUAUCCCAAUCUCGCCUUUUGGCUCUCCCCGUGCUUCUUGGUCUUUUCUCCUUUUCAUUUUAUACCC
Puccinia graminis f. sp. tritici CRL 75-36-700-3 is the source of this 926-nucleotide messenger RNA. RefSeq lists its product as uncharacterized. Bases 169 to 852 code for a protein of 227 amino acids. The record is from RefSeq and is a predicted model, not a curated record. The transcript has 9 exons. NCBI's taxonomy places the organism in Eukaryota, Fungi, Basidiomycota, Pucciniomycetes, Pucciniales, Pucciniaceae.